AUGCGUUUCUCCACCAUUGCCAUCUCCAUUGCUGCCGCUGGCACCGCCAACGCGCAGGUCCUCUCUUCCAUUCUCGGUGGAGGUGAAUCUUUCCUCUCCUCGGUCGUCGGCGGUGCCACCUCUGACCUCGCCUCCAUCACGUCCGAGAUUGGCUCCGUCGCUUCCUCCGUCACUGGCUCUGCCGCCUCUGGCAUCGAGUCUGCCGUCUCCUCCAUCGACUCAAACGUCUCGUCUGUCAUUGCCAGCAUCACCAGCGAGGCUGCCAGUGCCACAGGUUCCAUCCAGUCGUCGCUCAACUCCCGCGCCAGCUCGCUUGCCAGCCAGGCCAGUUCGCUCCGCAGCGCCGCCAGCUCUGCCGCCAGCUCUGCCACCUCCACGGGCGGUGCUGCCCAGGCCACUGCCCUCCCCGUCAUGGGAGCCGUUGCCGGCGGUCUCUUCGCCAUGGCUGGUCUCUUGUAG
Molecule: messenger RNA, 459 nt
Organism: Plenodomus lingam JN3
Lineage: Eukaryota; Fungi; Ascomycota; Dothideomycetes; Pleosporales; Leptosphaeriaceae
Source: RefSeq, a predicted model, not a curated record